Messenger RNA from Asterias rubens (European starfish), 3036 nucleotides. RefSeq names its product heterogeneous nuclear ribonucleoprotein K-like. The transcript has 13 exons. NCBI's taxonomy places the organism in Eukaryota, Metazoa, Echinodermata, Asteroidea, Forcipulatida, Asteriidae. Gene Ontology annotation, molecular function: mRNA binding. The record is from RefSeq and is a predicted model, not a curated record. Gene Ontology annotation, biological process: regulation of mRNA splicing, via spliceosome; regulation of transcription by RNA polymerase II. Gene Ontology annotation, cellular component: cytoplasm; nucleus. Bases 180 to 1484 code for a protein of 434 amino acids.
UCAUUUGUCAUUCUAGAACCCACCUGCUCUGUAAGACGGCGUCGCCUGAUUGGUCGAGCCGAAAUCCAUAAAAAGCAACCCCGUGCCUGUCACUCGGCAGUCUGUCAACAGCUAGCGACGAAGAGGAUUUACAGCGUGCCAAAGAGCAACUCUUCUCUCCUGCUUUGCAGCAGCAAGUGAUGAGCAUUGAGAACAAGCUUCUAAGCAUGGCCGAUGGAGAAGCACCCAAACGCUCCGCUGAAGACGGUGGCAGCCAACAUUACAAGCGAGCUCGCGGUGGCUCAGGCUCCGAUGCCAACCGUAUUGAACUCCGCGUCUUGAUCCACAGCAAGAAUGCUGGAGGUGUCAUUGGCAAGGGUGGUGAGACCAUAAAGAGGCUGCGUGUUGAGUACAGUGCCAAUGUAGGCGUGCCCGAUUGCCAUGGGCCCGAGCGCAUUUUGACCAUCAAGUCAGAAAUGGACAACGUCAUCGCCUGCUUGAUGGAGUGUAUCCCUCUGAUCUCUGAGCCGGAUUCUGGAGUUCGUCUUAUAGUACAUCAGAGUCAUGCUGGAGCCAUCAUCGGACGUGCUGGAUACAAGAUCAAAGACCUCCGCCAGAAAACCACAGCCAACAUCAAGGUGUACACAGAGCUCUGCCCCAACUCUAGCGAUCGUAUCGUCCAGGUCAACGGGAGCCCUGAUGUCAUCUCCAAUGCUGUCAGAUCCAUCCUGGAGCUGAUUGAUGAGGUUCCGAUAAAAGGCCUCUCCCAGAAGUACGACCCCUUCUGUUUCGAUGAGUUUAUCAGUCACAUGUACGGUGGCUUCACCUACGAGAAUAGAUUCGAGGGCAACCGUGGCGGUCCCCGCCGUGGAGGCGGUGGUGGGGGCGGAUUCCGUCAAGGCGGGGGUGGCCGAGGAGGAGGAGGUAGAGGCGGAGGAGAGAGCGGCGGGAUGAGGGACAACUUCGGACAGAGAGGCAACAGAGAUUUUGGUCGCGGUGGUGGCGGCGGUGGUGGUGGGGGUGGCGGUGGCUUCUACCAGGACGAAGGGGGCUUCGGCAACAGGCGAGGUGGUGGAGGAGGAGGCUUUGGAGGGAACAGAGCCAGAGGCGGCGAUCGAGGAAACAGAGGAGGUGGUGGUGGCGGUGGACGUCGUAAUUUCGGUGAAGACAGCUUUGGGUAUACCGGUGGAUUCUCACAGACUCAGCAAGCAGAGCCUAACAGCCACCAGGGCGGUCAUUUUGAUGGGCCAGGAGGUCAUGACUCUGGUGAAAUUACCACAAGCCAAGUGACUAUUCCUAAAGAUCUGGCUGGUUCCAUCAUCGGUACUGGUGGGGAGAGAAUCCGCACCAUCCGUAACAACUCUGAGGCAAAGAUCAAGAUCGAGGAAGAAGUGGAAGGGAGCAAGGAUCGUAUCAUCACCAUCACUGGCACCUACGAGCAGAUCGAGAACGCACAGUUCAUGCUUCAAAACAGUGUAAGGCAGUAUUCCGGUCAGCUGUUUUAGGAGUUUCGGCGAAAAAUCCACCAAGCUUUCGAUGUCACAAGCCGUGACCGUGUUCCCCUAAAACAGACUCCUUACCGCGUUGAACAAAGCCGCAGUGAACAGUUUAGAUUUUUUUUAAAAGCACCCGUAAAGUCUGUCUUGUACAUUUUUUCUAAAUAUAUCCAAGAUUGCACGUCACCAUUUUAUGAAAGCAGUUGAUUUUGAAUAAAAAACAAGUUGAAACCUUGUAGUGUAGAAUUUUCAGUUUACCAUGUCUACCUGGCUAGGAACUCUGAGAAGUGUGAUUUUUUCUAGUCAAAAAUUUUGAAAUGUAUUAUUUGUGUUUUCCGCUCCUUGAUCAACAUUCUGCUUUUUAUUGGAUGAAAUUGAAUGAAUUAAAAACUGAAAAAUAAUAAGAAACUACAAUUUUGGCUUUCUUGUUCUUUCAUGGUUAAGAUUCCACGAUUUUUAAAAUGGAACUUUGUCUUCGGCCAAUUAAAAAGCCCAGUUUCUACCAGUUAAAGCAAACAAAGGAGAAAAUACAUUUGACUUUUUCAAACCUUUAUUUUGUAGGAAUUUUGUUAGCUUUUAACUAGUUACAUUCCCAUCUUAGUUGUUCAUAAAAUCUUGUCUUUAAUUUUCCAUAAACAGAGAAAUUGCUGCACAGAAACAAGCUGGUGGUCACUUGAUAGUCAUUUAAUCAAUUUAGUGAAUUGACUCUUUAUAAUUACUUCUUUCAGAAACUUUAAGGAUUUAGCCUGCACUGUAGUUCACAAUUACUUUUUAAACAGGGCAAAAUUUCUUAAAAGCUGGCGAGCAUGAGCAGUUUGCCAAGUCUAGAAAAAUCUUGCUUAUUAGCAGAUAUGGGUUACCAGCGAGGAAACCAUUUCAUGUACAUUACUUCCGACUCGUGUGGUGCUACUUUAUUCUCAGCAAAUCUAUUGGUUGUUAGCGAUUUUGUUUGCUCACCAGCUUUUAUGAAAUUGGACCUAGGAGUUGGUACUUCUUUGUGUUACUUUUCGUAAAAGUUGUAUUCAAUUUAAUCAGAUUAUUUUGGCUAUCGGUUUAUGGCUUUGGCUCUUGCUAGAUCACCGAUUUUGCCAGUAUGUUAAUGCAACCAUUGUCAGCCAUAGCCGAAAUCAUUCAAUUUGCUAUAAUCAUAAGGUUUUUAUUUUAAGUGAAUUAAGUCACUGUUUAGUACUCUCUCGUGUUUUAUCAACCCAAUUUUAUGCUAUCAUUUGUGUAUCAGAUGCUUCUGAUACUUCAAGAACAACUAAUUGGGUAUUGUCUGGUUUGUUAAAAAGCGUAAUUGAGAGACAAAAUGUAAAUCUUAAAAAGCACAAAUUCCCUUCUUGUAUAUUAAUGCCACCUGUAAGUCCAACUUGUAAAAUCUACCCUUUUUGUAGUUGCUUUUAUUCUUUUAAUGAUGAUAUCUAAAAGGGCAACAUGAAUGAUAGGGAAAUGUGUAAAUGGUUUGAGAGAAUUGCUAAGAAUGUUCCACCCGUGAUUGAUUUUUUUAAGUAAACUGGAAUUUUGAAUGGAAAUAAAACCACUGAUGCCUUUUCAUGGAAAA